This is a messenger RNA of Tetranychus urticae (two-spotted spider mite), 2970 nucleotides long. RefSeq names its product tachykinin-like peptides receptor 86C. Gene Ontology annotation, cellular component: plasma membrane. Lineage: Eukaryota; Metazoa; Arthropoda; Arachnida; Trombidiformes; Tetranychidae. The record is from RefSeq and is a predicted model, not a curated record. Gene Ontology annotation, biological process: G protein-coupled receptor signaling pathway. Gene Ontology annotation, molecular function: tachykinin receptor activity.
ACUUCAUUUGAAGUCUCAAAUUAACAGAGUAAAGUCACACUUCAUUAAAGAUUGUCAAAUACUUUAUUUUAACAACUUAACCAUUACCAUUACUCAUCAAACGUAAUAACAAUUUUCAUCAUUGUUCAUUUUCAUCUGUAACAUUAUCAUGAAAUGUUUCCCUUUUUCACUCCAAAAAUCAUCUUAAAAUGUCUACUCUUUAUGUUGACCAAUUUUAUACUUGAACCUCAUAAGUGACAAUCAAAUUUGAUCAAUUUAACAAUAGGUGACAAUUGAUCAUUUAAACUGGAUUUGAAAGUUAACGAUUAAACACACAAUCAAUUGAGAAAAGAUAAAAAUUGGAAUAAAUUGUUGAACUUUUGUACAGCAGAAAAAGCAAUGGAAUUACUAAUCAAUUCAUCAAUGAUUCCAAUUGUUAAAGAUUGGAAAAGUUUAUGUGCAUUCGAGAAUACCCAAGUGUCUUCAUCAUCUCUAUCAAGUUCAUCUGAAUCUUCAUCACCCUUUUCAUCAUCAUCAUCAUCAUCAUCCUUUGAGUGCAUCGAUUUAAUAACCUUUCUCAACAAAUCUGACCUGGAAAGCCUUUUAACUCUGUAUAAUGAUUCACUGGUUACCGACCCAUCCUUUGCCUUUGCCUCGUCCGUGUCCUCAUCCAUCUCAGGUUCAUCUUUUACUUCAUCCUCUGCCUCUUCAGCUUCAGCUGGAAGCAGUAAAUUUGUACCCGAACUUGUGGUCCAAGUCAUUUGGUCCAUUGUCUUUGGACUAAUGAUACUGGUUGCCAUGGUGGGAAACACGACAGUCAUCUGGAUUGUCACUGGUCACCGGAAAAUGAGAACAGUGACCAAUGUUUUCCUUCUCAAUUUGACCAUUGCCGAUCUCAUUAUGGCCACUUUCAAUGGUGUCUUUAAUUUUGUUUACAUGCUUCACUCUCACUGGCCUUUCGGUCAAACCUAUUGUAAGAUUAACAACUUCAUUGCCAAUGUAACAGUCGCCUCAUCUGUAUUCACCAUUACAGCAACAUCCAUUGACAGGUAUAUUGCUGUUGUCCAUCCACUGAAACCUCGGAUGACCAAACAUCAAGUUAUGCUGAUUAUAAUCAUGGUCUGGAGUUUAGCAGCUUUAUUAUCACUUCCUAAUUUACUUUACUCUGAACUGUUUACCAUACCCUUUCAAGAUGGAGGCUAUCGAGUGGUCUGUAUUUUAGUUUGGCCUGAUGGUUAUGCUGGACAAUCAACAUUAGAUUACCUAUAUAAUUUGACCUUUUUGGCGAUAACCUAUGUGAUACCCAUGAUUUCAUUGAUAAUUACUUAUUCCUUGAUGUCUCGAGUUCUUUGGGGCAGUAAAGGGAUUGGCGAGGAAACUGACAUUCAACGAGAAUCGAUUCGUUCAAAGCAAAAAGUGGCUCGAAUGUUGAUCGCUUUGGUUGUGCUUUUUGCUAUCUGUUGGCUACCUUAUCAUGCUUACUUCCUCUAUUCAUAUCAUUAUCCACAUAUUAAUCAAUCAGUCAUCAUUCAACAUAUUUACCUUUUCUCAUAUUGGCUGGCAAUGUCCAAUUCAAUGUACAAUCCAUUGGUUUAUUAUUGGAUGAACAAAAGGUUCAGGAGUUACUUUGCGUCCAUUUUUUGCUUCUUUUCCCGGAAUCGUUUGAAAAAACAAUUGAGUUACAAUGUGAAAACUGAUUUAUCCUCAAAUGGUUUCCAACAUGGUACAACUCAUUACCGUCGCACACCCGUCCAAUCAUCCAAUCAAAUUGAGCUUCACCAACGUAACAAUUUAGACGAUCCAGAUUAUCCAACCUGUAAUAAUCCAAGUAAAGGUUAUCCUGAGACAAAGUUAAACCUUAAUCCAAGUAAACAGUCAAAUGGCUAUUUAUUACAGCAAUCAAGUGACUCGACAUCACCUUUAAUAUUAAACAAUGUUUUUAGAGGAGUGUUAAUAAAUGGAAACACCAUUAAUGGUGAUAAUAGUGAUAACAAUAACAGUACUUUCAAUGGACAAAAUAAUGGCCAUGCUAAUGGUAAUUCAUUGACCAACAGCCAAUCAAUUGUUCACAAUAAUAAUAACAAUAAUAAUCACAAUAAUCAAAACGAUUCCAAGUCUAAUCAUGGUGCUAAUUGUGAAUGUAAUAGACUCUUAUCUUGUUAAUUGAAUGAAACCUUUUCCAAAAGUGAUUCGAGUGAUUCCACUUUUGAAAAGCGUUUCAUUAAUGCGGCCCAUUGGAAUGGUAAACAACAUUGUCUACAAUUGGAAGGGAAUUUACAAAUUACUUUUUCUCUCUUUUCUAAUUCCAGCAAUCAAUUUACAUGUGAAAAUCAAAUGUUAAUGUUAAAUAUAAAUGUAUAAUUUUUGACUCCGCUAAAUUUGAUUUGAUUGUAUAUUGUUAUGUAAAAAUCAAAAAAUGGAUUUGAAUAAAAAACACAAAAAAGUGAUCUUUUUUGAAAGCAAUUCUGGUCACUUUUGCUCAAUGUUGUCAUUCACAAAAUAUUAAUGAACCAUUCAAAGGCAUUUGAGAUCGUUUCACAAUAUAAUUUAAUCCAUGAAUUGAAUUGAAAAUAUAUUCAGAUAGAAAAAUAGAUCAACAAUGGUUGAUCAAUGACUAAACGCUGGUUCCAUUAAUCAAAAAAGCUUGAAAAGCUGUGAACAAAAGACAAAUUGACUACAAUCACAUAUUUUUAAAGUGUGAUUAAAUUAUAAUUAAAAUGAUUGGCAUUAUUAAUCGAUAUUAAUAAAAGUGUUUAGGAAAAAGGGUUUCCUAGAAAAAUUGGGUUAAUGGUUGUUGAUGAAUAAUGAUGACUAUGGAUGGAUGCCUUAAUGAAUGGCUUCAAGAUCAUUUGGCUAUCCUGAUAACCUCCGUUUUAUCACUAAAAGUCACUAUUGAUUUCCUUCGAUUCUCGGCACCAAGAUCAGGCGCUAGCGAGUCCUUUUUAUCCUCUGGUUCUUCAACUUCGGGAAUGAUUGAGGCUCUUCUAGAGG